Molecule: messenger RNA, 705 nt
Organism: Rotaria sordida
Lineage: Eukaryota; Metazoa; Rotifera; Eurotatoria; Philodinida; Philodinidae
Source: the annotation of a GenBank genome assembly
AUGUCUAUUCGUCUAAAUACACAUCGUUUAUCUACUAAAACUUCUAAAUCAUCAUCAUUGAUUCAUUUUCAUUAUGGUACAAAAGAAGAUGUUGGUUUUAAACGUUUAUUUCAUUUUUUUCAUCAAGCAUUUCCAUUAGCAUUUAAUCGUGAAACAUUUCAACGUGCAUAUGAUGCAUCUGAUAUAUCAAAAACUGUAUAUCGUACAAAAUACUGUUGUAAAUUAAAAAUUUAUGGUGCUAUUUUAGCAACAUCUAUAUUUGAUUCAAAUCAAAAACGUAAAUUAAAAAUUUUAAUGCUUGUUGAAGAUAAUCAUAGUAUACAUGCAAUUAAUAUUGGUAAACAUCUUUUAUUACAAAUGAUUGAAACAUGUAAACAAUUAGAAAAUAUUAUACAAAUUUAUGCAUAUGUUGAAUCAACAAAUAUUGAUGGAAUUAAUUUUUAUAAAAUGAUGGGAUUUCAACAACGAGAAAUUUUACAUGAUUAUUUUCCAUCACGUGCAUCAUUAACAUCGAAUGCUAUUAAACUUGAAUAUAGACUUCGAACAAGUAUAAGUAAUGAUUUAAUUAGUAAUAGUAAAACAAUGCUUAGUCCUAAUUCAACAAAAAAUAAUCAAGAUUCAUCAACUGAACUCAGUCCAUCAUCAAAUAUAAGUGAGCUUUCGACAGUCAAUAGUAAACUAUCAAAAACUAUUGAACCAAGUUAA